Drosophila sechellia is the source of this 1251-nucleotide messenger RNA. RefSeq names its product 8-oxoguanine DNA glycosylase (gene Ogg1). NCBI's taxonomy places the organism in Eukaryota, Metazoa, Arthropoda, Insecta, Diptera, Drosophilidae. The transcript is spliced from 4 exons. Gene Ontology annotation, molecular function: damaged DNA binding; 8-oxo-7,8-dihydroguanine DNA N-glycosylase activity. Gene Ontology annotation, biological process: base-excision repair; nucleotide-excision repair; base-excision repair, AP site formation. Bases 146 to 1177 code for a protein of 343 amino acids. Gene Ontology annotation, cellular component: nucleus. The record is from RefSeq and is a predicted model, not a curated record.
ACAGCUGAUAACAAUAACACAUUUUAUUCAGCGAGUUUGUUUCUUUCGAUUUGUACUCGCGCUUUAAUGUGGAUUACUAUUUAAACAUGACAAAAUACUAUUGUUAAGUAUGCCAAAACACGGCUUAAAUUGUUUAUAAAACCGGAUGCUGGCACAUAACUUAGGUUUCCAUAAAAAGCGCCUUUUUUCAAUCAUGAAGGCCGUCUUACAAGAUCGGGGAGUCAUAGUCUUAUCCCUCGAAGAAUGCGAUUUGGAAAGAACUUUGCUUGGAGGACAAAGUUUCCGAUGGCGGUCCAUAUGCGAUGGUAACAGAACGAAAUAUGGCGGAGUGGUGUUCAACACCUACUGGGUGCUCCAGCAAGAAGAAUACUCCAUAACUUACGAGGCAUACGGAACCAGCAGUCCUUUGGCCACGAAGGAGUAUUCUUCCUUGAUAUCUGACUACCUACGGAUGGAUUUCGACCUAAAGCUCAACCAAAAAGAUUGGUUAAACAAAGAUGAUAACUUUUUGAAGUUCUUGAGUAAGCCUGUGCGCCUCCUUUCUCAGGAGCCGUUCGAGAACAUAUUUAGCUUUCUUUGCAGUCAGAACAAUAACAUCAAGCGCAUAUCAUCUAUGAUCGAAUGGUUUUGCGCUACAUUUGGCACCAAGAUUGGUCACUUCAAUGGUGCCGAUGCGUAUACAUUUCCCACGAUAAAUAGAUUCCACGACAUCCCAUGCGAAGAUCUUAAUGCCCAACUAAGGGCUGCCAAGUUCGGCUAUCGGGCCAAGUUCAUAGCACAAACGCUGCAAGAGAUCCAGAAAAAGGGGGGACAAAACUGGUUCAUAAGUCUGAAGAGCAUGCCGUUCGAAAAAGCUCGCGAGGAGCUGACACUGCUACCCGGAAUCGGAUACAAAGUGGCCGAUUGCAUCUGCCUUAUGUCAUUGGGUCACUUGGAGUCCGUGCCCGUCGACAUUCAUAUUUACAGAAUUGCUCAGAAUUACUACCUGCCACAUCUAACCGGCCAGAAGAACGUAACCAAGAAGAUUUACGAAGAGGUUUCGAAUCAUUUUCAAAAGCUACAUGGAAAGUAUGCCGGUUGGGCUCAAGCUAUUCUCUUUUCUGCCGAUUUGGGUCAAUUUCAAAAUACUUCCACAGUUGCUUCUAAGAAAAAGUCCAAUAAAAAACCUAAAAAGUGAUCUUAGGUAUAAGAUUCAAUAAACUUAUUCCUACUUCUUGUAAUAUUCGAAUAUUAAAAUAGAAUAGAAAUGUA